Messenger RNA from Megalobrama amblycephala (Wuchang bream), 1827 nucleotides. RefSeq lists its product as uncharacterized. The coding region runs from base 86 to 1558 and encodes 490 amino acids. The transcript is spliced from 9 exons. NCBI's taxonomy places the organism in Eukaryota, Metazoa, Chordata, Actinopteri, Cypriniformes, Xenocyprididae. The record is from RefSeq and is a predicted model, not a curated record.
ACGUUACAUCAAACUCAAUGGAGCAUCAUAUCCAGCAUUUCUCAGGGAGGCUAAAGCGAAGUUCAGCAUACCCCCUGAGACAAACAUGUAUGUGCUGGAUGACAGUGGAACAGAGGUUGAUGAAGAGGUCUUCAGCGACAUCUUGGAGGAAAAAGCAGACAUCCUGUGGACCAUUGUUAACGUUCUUUCAGUUUCUGACUCUCCCAUCCAGUCCUCAUGCACAGACACCUUGUCACUAUCAUCACCCUCAUCGGACAGUGAUGCUUCUCUGAUGUCCCCAAAAAGACAGCGCAUUGAUGACGCCUUUGUGAUGUCCCCAAAAAGUCUACAUACUGAUGACAGUUCUUCACAAGCCAAAGAGCUUGUCAAAAGAAUUCUGGAACAAAAGCCCGGAGGGGAGAAAAUCCUUGCAAAAUAUGCAAUGACAGGAGAGAUGAAGGACCGAGCACGCCGUGAUCUCGUCAGCAUUGUUGUUGCUGAAAUGUUUGAAAAGUAUGGACGUGCUCCCCCUAUGGAUAAAAGAGCACAGUAUGCAUUGGGGAUAGUAACACUGUUCCCCUCUCUAAAAGAUCCCUACUCCAAAAAAGGCUAUGAACACUUUUUUGACAUAGACAGCAAUGAGGGCUACAUUGCCUGGAAGAUUAAAAACACUCAGCGAGAACUCAGCAAUGGCGGUACCAAUGGGGGUAGGAGAAGGAGCUCUCACACUACAGGCAGCAGCGGACCAAACUUACAGAGAGAAGUGACUAAAGUGCAGCAGUUGGAGGGAGACCAGUGUCGUGAGGCCAUAUCUCUACUGAAACACAGCACAGACAACGAACAAAUCUUCAUGAAAAUGAGAGAAACCUUCCAGCACAGGCAAAAGUUGAUCCAUGAUCCUGAGCAAUGCAGCACAGUGCUUACUGUGUUCCCAAGGUUUCUUGACACAAAAGGCCUGGUGGUGCAAGACUUUGACCUGUUGUUUGGAGCUGAGACUUCAUCAAAACUCCUUGAGAAAUGGGAUUUCCUGAAGGCCAAAGUAAUAGAGCAAGCCAAGGACAUCAGCAAGACACCCCUGCUUGAUCAUCUCAUCCAGUCUGCAGAGGAGAACACUGAUGAGGAUGACGAGGUCCCAGGUUGGGAUAGUGACAUGGCCUCACUGCUACUGCUGGUCUACCUACUGCCACCACCUCCAAGUGGAAAGAAGGGAGCUGUAAAGAUCAGUACCCGGGAAGCUAUGGACCAUGUAGUCAAAUUUCAUAAGUCAUGUCGCAGCCUUCAGGAGCACUCUGGUCCAAACCAGCGGAGGCAGCCCUACAUCCUCGCAGUUGGGACGACAAGAAAGCACAUCCACGAGUUCUACAUUGCAUUGGAUGGUGAUCUCCUUCCCUGCAAGGGCAAGUCUUCCCAGUCAGCCUUUGAUGAACUGUUCAAAGCGCAUUAUGUUUUCGGCAUCUCCUAUGACCAGGCCUUAAAUGGCAUGUACACAUUUGUGCAGACCACCAUCUACAACAUUGAUGUAGGUCAUUCUCACGAAACUCCCAGAGUCAAGGACCUAAGAGCUAAGCUCCUCAACUAAAGAGUUAUGAUGUUCAGAUGCUUUGUUUGCAAGUCUAGUUGUUGCCGUUCAAAUGUUGAUCCGUCUUGUAACAGAGGACUUUCAGACACUUUGUUUUGCAGAGCAUUUUCAUUCGACACAGGGAAAUGAUCAGAAUGUUUCCAUGCUUAAAGUUGAUAAAUUGCACUUCUUUAAGCCGUUUGAUCUGCAAACUACUUAUGGUUUUGAUAGAGAUUAUUUGUGGUUUUAGAACAUCCAUGAACAGUUAAAUAAAACAGACAUAAAAAGCA